GAGAAAUACAUUUCGAAAAUUAUUCAUCAUGUCUAAAAUAUCAUCGGUAGAAACCUACGUCACGCGAAUUAAGCCGGCCAUUGAGAAUUUUAUAAAGGAGCCAAAUAUAGCAAACAUGUCAAUAGUUGAGAAAGAAAUAAGUGAAUUUGACUUUGGACAAAUACGCAUAUUUCAAAUACAAAUUGUAGUACCACUCAUGGUUAAGCUGGAUGCUUUAACAGGUGAAAGUCAAGAGCUGCGCGUAAGUUUGGUGAACUGCCUCCGACACAUUAUUUCCUAUCUGUAUUUGACGGAUGAGAAGGCUGUAUGCUCUCUGCUGGUGGUGGUACUGAAACAGAUACGAAACGCUAGUGGUGCUGCGUUGAUGCCCAAUCUCACAGAGGAAAUCAAAUUGGCGGUUGUCCUUUUCAUCAAAGUCAUCUUACAACGAACCGCAAGCGAUGUGCUCGAAAAUUUUUAUAGCCAGAACACAGUGGUGACUAUUGGCCAAAUACUGCUCACAUUGAUGGAGAUCAUCUCCAAGGAGAAGUAUCGCAAAUUGGUUAAUUCAUCGCUGGAGUGCUUGUUGGUGCUAUUCUACGUGCACGAUGAUGCCGAUGCUGGGGAUGUGGUAUUGCGCAAACAAAUAGCCGACACCAUAUUCAUCUUCCUUCCCAAAAUAGUUACAGUGCUGUACGAAACUGCAAUGGCAGAUGAUAAAAUAGGCGAAACAACUAAAAUAUUGGCCCUUAAGGCACUAGGCCGUAUCACCUGCAUCAUGUUUGAGGAAACCUCUAAUGAAUUUCUAAGGGCACGUUACGAUGUGAAUGCAUUCAAAUCGCUUUUUAGCACGCCUCCCAAAGGCGACAACACGGAUCUACUAAAUGAUAUUAACAUCUUUGGCAGCAAGCGCCGUACGCUUGAGGAAAACGAGGAGCGCUUAAAGUUUCUUCAGUCGAAUUUACGAUCUGCACAGUGGAUGGAAGUCACAUCGAGACGAAUGAGCGGCAUAUUUGUGGACACGUGCAUCUUGCGAGCCCAUAGCUCUGCAAUUGUGCGGCGGCAGUACGCGGAGAUGUGUUGCUUACUGCUAAAGAGGUGCGCGCACAGUUUGAAGUGCAAUUUUAUUUACCUGUUGGAGAGCGUGGUGGCUCUAUCGCAGGAUGAGGACAACGACAUAGCGAAUAUGUGUCAGGCGAAUCUAGCUGAACUGCAAACAAUGAACAGCUGUGCCCCCAUCUUCGACGAGAAUGCUGAGCAGCUGCUGGACAGUCAUCUCAACAAAUGGCCACGCAUCUUACAGCGUUGCGAUGACAGCGAGCAAUUCGCCGAACUGCUUUUCUUCAAGGGCUUCUUGCGUAAUAUCAGCGCUAAUAAGUUACAAGUGCUGUUCCUGUUGCCCAAGAAUCUGGAUCUGUUUGUCAUGUGUUUGCUGACGGCCUUUGAUCAGCGCACAUCGGCGACUUUGCUAAAUGAGGAAUACGCAUUGCGACGCAUUCAGGAGGACACUACAAGGGAAGUGAAGACACAGUGUGCCAAAAUGCAUUGGCGCCAAUUCAAAUACCUUAGUUCCUCACGCUGCAUAAAUACGCUUUAUGACAUUGCCGCAAUAUUGGGCACUGAGCCUUCAAUAAAUCGUCUGGUGUUUGAUGUUUGCCACGAGCUGAUCGAGCGACGCAACUCUGCGAUGAAUGAAUCAAUUUUACUAAUGACCACGAUGAUUACGUCCCAGCAGCGGAUUGGUCGGGAGAGUCGCCUAACUCUAGCGGAACUUUUCGUCGAUCAACUUCUGGCCGAAGAACAUUGGCACUUGGCAUUGCAGCCGGAUGCUGCCUGGCGACUUAAGGUCGAAAAGUCCUCCGCCUGGUUUAAAGAUUACACACCUGGUCUAUACUCAUCGGCGCUGGAAGUGCGCACUCAGGAUUGCGACUCAGAUGAUGAGAGCGACCCAGUCUAUAGUCGUGUCACCAGUUUGGAUGCACAGUUCAACGUACAACAUAUCUGUUUAGUCUUGGAUGCCCUGGGACAUUGUGCCCUGUUCAUUGGUGAUACUUUUGACCGCCAUAUAUUUCGCAGUUUGCACAAGGUGUUGCUAAAGUUGGCUAGCAGCAACACAAUGGUGCAUCAGGCAGCUACAUUUGCAUUCGUCUCCAUGCAGGUGGCCUUAAAGUAUGCAGCCCCUUCACAUUUCAUCGAAUGCUCCACUGAUUAUCUAACCUUUCAUCUCAAUUCACUACUGAAGAAGUCACCGGAGAGCAGUGCAGCCGUAGAUAUACUCACUGUCGUUUUGCAGUACAGCACGCGUGGAAAUGUUCCACAUCUGGAGAGCAUUUUCCAAACGAUAUGUGAAGAGUGCACCAAGUCACAUCAAACGGGCAAUGUGCACUCCUACUUGCGCGUCUUCAAUGCAUUCCUGAGACACGUGGUCAGCUGGCAAGACACCAUUGCGACUGAGAUCUCUGACACUCCAAUGCACGUAGAUGAAGAUAACAAUAUCUUAAAUACUUGGUUGAAUGUGCUCAAUAAGCAGCCAACUGACAUUCCUAUUGACUUGAAUAGUGUGCCAAGUGGAGAAGCAGACAUAAAUAUGCCUGAAGCAGACCUCGAUGAUUCUCCAGCGGAAGAGCCUUCGAAGCCCAGUUUGCCGCGUCACAUUGAACUCAUCAAAGAGAUUAUUAGUCAGUCCAUCAAGUUUCUUUCAAAUUCAGAGCAAACACAGCAAAUUCUCGCAUUGGAAUGCCUGAUAAGUGGUGUCCCUCUGCUGAGGGACUACGAGGACGAGCUUCUUCCCCUUGUGCAUCUGUUAUGGGCACCGUUAGUCGAAAAGUUUCGGCAAAAGGAUCCGGUGGUGCUAAACCGGUGCUUUAGCUUAUUACACAUUCUCGCCCUGCAUACUAAAGAAUUUAUUGUAAAGCGUAGUCUCAGCGAUGUGAUACCACAACUUAAGCAGUUCUUGCAGACAGCCAGUAAUCACAGCUGUACGGAAAUCUUAAAAGCGUCUACCCAGGAAUACAAGCUGCAGCUUAAGCUGCUUCAGGAUCUGCCGGCAGUCAUUCGCAGCCUGCAGAUUGAGGGCAAGCAUCUGCACGACCUGCUAAACACUGUGGCCUCGUACUUAUCCCAAGCACAACCAAAGGAGUUGCAAGAACUGGCCGUGCAGCUCUAUGAAGAUUUAUCUACCUACAACGGACCAUUUGUGUAUGUAACGCUCCUGCACCGAGCGCAUCUCAAAGACUAUAAAGUCAAUGUGAAUAAAAUUUUCCACAGCUUAGGGUUUACAUUAGCUACGCCAACAGAAAUCGACGGGCUCAAAUAAAGUUACAAUUUGAUUCCAACUUAA
This is a messenger RNA of Drosophila arizonae, 3319 nucleotides long. It is a transcript of the gene Tti1, whose product is annotated as Telo2 interacting protein 1. Gene Ontology annotation, cellular component: cytoplasm. The record is from RefSeq and is a predicted model, not a curated record. NCBI's taxonomy places the organism in Eukaryota, Metazoa, Arthropoda, Insecta, Diptera, Drosophilidae.